AUGAUGAAACAAUUAGUUGUAUUAAGAAAACAAGCUGCUGAAAUUCGUAGAGCUUUAGCUGAACAAAUUCGUUCAAUUAGAAAAAUUAGAAGAACCCAAAGAAAGAGAUUAAGAAGACAAAGAAGAGUUGCAGGAAAAACUGUCAGAAGACAUUUAAGACAAUUGAUGAAAGAUUUAAGAAGACAAUACAGAAAUAAACCAAGAGAAUUCUAUCAACAAUUUAAAAGUCAAUCAAGAAAAGUUUUUAAUAUAAGAAAGUGUCAAAAAUUCCACAAACUUUGCAAAAAGAUAGUCAGAAGAUUUAAUCACAAAGCCAGAAGAGUUCAAUCUAAAUUAGAACGUAUUAUUCAAUUAAGAAAACACAUAUCUACUGUUGCUAAUAAGAAAGUUUCUAAAGCAGUAAAAUCUAGUUUAUAUCACUUCGAAAAACAUUACAAAUCAAUGGAUAAGAAUCACGCCAUGAUUAAGAAUGCAUUCGUGCAAACAAAAUGCAAAUAA
This is a messenger RNA of Entamoeba dispar SAW760, 498 nucleotides long. RefSeq lists its product as uncharacterized. The transcript has a single exon. The record is from RefSeq and is a predicted model, not a curated record. The coding region runs from base 1 to 498 and encodes 165 amino acids. NCBI's taxonomy places the organism in Eukaryota, Evosea, Mastigamoebida, Endamoebidae.